GCAUAACUUGAGCAGAAGCAAGCAGCAGGCCGGGCCGUCGACAGGAGACGAGUAUUAGCCACGUCAGUACGCAUGGAAGACAUUCACAAAAGCGUCCGGUGGGACGCUGACGUGGCGCUGGGGCAGAGGGAACAGAGGCAGCCCCAGCAGCAGCAAGAGCAGCAGCAGCAGCAGCAGCAGAACGAGCACAGCAGAGGCAGUGGUGGCGUUGCAGUAGUGUCAGGGACACGCUUCACGUCGAAGCCGUCGAUCAAUAAUAGUAAAUCGUCAUCCCUCGAUGCGAAUCUGCCUCUCGGGGCACUGCCGAGACGCCGCGAAUCUGCAGCCGCUUCGAGCCCCGACUCGGGCAACCCCAAGACGUACGAGUUGCGGCGAUCUGGCCGUAAGCGGCGGCCGCCAGAGAACAGCGACUUCGAGUACGUCGACUUCGACCCGUACCGGCCUCCCUCGGUCAAGAAAGUGAAGCAGAAGCCAUCCCACACCUCCAAUUCUCGCUCCUUUAUGGCCCGUCGCACGCACACUGACUGGGGGCGCUCCUCCGCCGCUGCUCCUCGCAGCAACAGCGGCAGGAUGCAGGAGUUGGUGAGCGAGGGGAAAGGCAGGAGAGACAGGCACCUGCAAGGAGGAGAGCGGGAACGGCGCAGGCAAGAGGAGGCUCGGUUCUCCCAGAGGCGAACUGGCUACUCUACGAAGUACGGCAGCCAGAGCGACGGGGGCAGGGCGCGGGGCAGCAGCGGCGGGCAGGCAGAGCAAGGGGAAGCGGGUGGGACGGUGGGGAGAGGGGAGGGUUUUGGCCGCGAGCCUCCAAGGCGGGAGGGUUUACGGCCGAGGAGGAAAAGUGGAGGGGGGACGAUGAGAGAGCGGUAUGAGGCAAUGGGUAUGACGGUGCUGGAUGGUAGGGAGGUGGAGAGGCGGAGGAGGGAGAGAGUAAAGAGGCGUAGAAGAAGGAUGCGUCGGCAGGAGGAUGAUGAGGAAGAUGAGGAGGAGGAGGAUGAAGAGGAGGAGGAGGAGGAGGAGGAGGAGGAGGAGGAGGAAGGGGAUGAUCAUGGGAGUGAGGGCCAUGAUGAAGGGGAUGUUAGAGAAAUGGGCGGGGAAGGGGAAGAGGAAGAGGAAGAGCAGGAGGAGGAGGAGGAAGACGAGGAGGAGGAGGAAGAGGAGGAGGACGAUGAUCGCGCGUUCUUUUCUGCGAGAGCUUACACGCGGCGGCGACGGAAUGGUGUGAAGAUGGCCCAGGGGAGAGGGCAGGAGGUAGAUACAGUGCAUGUGGACCAUGAUGAAGACGAGGGGCAUGAGGCGGAGGAGGACGGGGGGGAAGACGAGGAGGAGGAGGAGGAGGACGACGACGAGGACGAGGAGGAGGAGGAAGAAGAGGAGGAAGAUGCAGGGGCGGGGGAGAGGAGAGGGAUUGAGAAGGCAGGGGAGAGGAGGAGCCAGAGGGUUUACGGGCGAAGGCGGAGUGAGGUAUGGGCGGAGGAGGACGGUGGCGAAACGGAUGGAGAGGACGAGCAGGAGGAGGGUGAGGGUGAGGGUGAGGGCAGGGGAAGGGGGGCUGCUCAUGGGGCGCGGCGGCGGCCGCUGGAGGGAGUAUCGGGAAGGGCGCUGGGUCGUUCGGAUGGGCAGGAGGAGGGAGGGCGGCAGGAAGGAAGGGAGAAGAGAAGCCGGGUUUCCUCUGGGCUGUUGAAGGAGCGGGAGGGUCAACGGGUGCAGGGGGGAGAAGGGCGAGGGUUGAGGUGGCAGUUGAGAGACGAGAAGGAUAGGGGGCAGAGUGGGAGGAGUAGGGAGAGAGGAGAGAGGGAGGUGAGGGGGUCGGAGAGUCGAUUGGGGCAAGACGUUGGGGCGCAGGAGGGCAGGAAAAGGGAGAAGGAUAGUGGUUGUGCGGUGGGUGCGAACGGAAGCUUGCGGGGGGCUGAUGGGACCAGAGGAAACGCUAAAGCAGAGCCGCACGAGUUGCUGCGAUCGCCCUAUGAGUUGAGGAGAUCGAACAGGUGGGGUGCAGCUGCAGAUGGGGCUGAGGCGAAGGAAAAAGGGGAGGCUGGAGCGGAAGGGGAAGUUGGGGAGAGAGGAGAGGGAGGGGAGGGGCGGGGAGGAAAGUUGGUUCUUGGGGAGAAUGUGCAAGAGGGGGGGGUGGGGGGGGAAAAGGUGGAGGUUGUGGAGUUGCAUGAUAGUGAGGAGGAGGAGGUGGGUGAGGCUAGGGGGCGAAGGUCAAGCAGGAAACGAGGGAGGAGGGAGGCGAAGGAUGAGGAGGAAGGUGGGGGGCCGGAGGAGGAGGAAGAAGUGGAGGAAAAGGAAGAGGAGGAGGGGGAGGGGGAGGAGGAAGAGGAGGAGGAGGUCGGAAAGGAGGAGGAGGAGGCACAUGGGGUUGCAAAAGGAGGAGCUGCAAGUGGUAAAGGAAAUGGAAAGGGUCAGGAGGGGGUGGAUGGGGUGAAAGCGGGUGGAGAGAAGGGGGUGGAUGGUGGGGAAGCGGAUGCGAAGGGGGGUGGAGCAGACGAGGGUGUGGAGGAGGAUGGUCAGGAGGAGGAAGACGAGGAGGAGGAGGAGGAAGAAGAGGAAGAGGAAGAAGAAGAGGAGGAGGAGGAAGGUGAGGAGGAUCGGUACCCGAGGACUCGAUCUAGGGCGGCAAGAGCAGACGAAGGGGAUGGGCAUAGAGAGGGGGAGGAAGAAGAGGAGGAAGAGGAGGAGGAGGAGGAGGAGGAGGAGGAGGAAGACGAGGAGGACGAGGAGAUGGAAGAAGAAGAGGAGGAGAAGGAGGAGGAGGGAAGAGGCCGGUACGCCCUGCGAAGCAGAGAACCACCGACGCGGCCACAACAGCAGCAGCAGCAGCAGCAGCAGAGGCGUGGUGGUGCCCUUGCGUCCUCUGGAGCUCAGCUUCCUCUGCGCACUCGAGGGGCCCUGCGCCGAUUCACUGCAGAAGCAAGCAGGCAACGAACAGGGGGCAGUGUAGGAGCAGGAGCAGGAGGAGCGGGAGCAGGAGGUACCGGAGGGGCGGGUGGUGGUGGCGCUAGUGGUGGGAAGGCACACGAGGGGCAGCGUCAUUCCCUCAGAGUCUCACUAGCUGCUGCUGCCAGGCAGCAGCAGCAGCGGCAGCAGCAGCAGGCCCACCACCACUCCCACAGCCAGCACCACCACCAGUACACCCGGGGGGGAGCAGGAGGCGGAUCGGGAGCAGGCGGAGGAGGAGGAGGAGGAGGAGGGGGGGGGGGAGGUGCAGGAGGAGGGGGAGGAGGGGGAGGGGGGGGAGGGGGGACAGGCAGAGGAGGUGGAGGAACUGCAGCAGCAGGUGGAGGGGCAGGAGGAGGGGGGGGAGGAGGGGGAGGAGGAGGAGGAGGAGGAGGAGGAGGAGGAGCAGGGGGAGGGGCCGGUGGUGCGGUGGCAGCAGGGGUGGGUGCGGUGAUGGGGAAGUCGUCAACCUCGUGGUCCAAAAUGGGGGCGGACAUACAGCCCCUGCGCGUGGACCCCUUGGUCACAUUCGAUCAAGUGGGCGGGUUGUCUCGGUACAUCGGCGCGCUCAAGGAGAUGGUAUUCUUCCCGCUGCUCUACCCCGAGUUCUUUGCACGCUACAGCAUAUCCCCGCCCAAGGGCGUGCUGCUCUGCGGCCCCCCCGGGACGGGCAAGACCCUGGUGGUGCGGGCGCUGGCCAGUGCGGCAGCUAGA
This is a messenger RNA of Closterium sp. NIES-67, 3651 nucleotides long. The record is from the annotation of a GenBank genome assembly. Lineage: Eukaryota; Viridiplantae; Streptophyta; Zygnematophyceae; Desmidiales; Closteriaceae.